UUUGCCUGAUGUGAGCCGUCGUGUGUGUCGGCUAGCGGAGCUUGAAGCAAAGAGCCGCAGCGACAGGAUGGGGAAAAAACAGAAGAAAUCCGGAGAGGACAGUGCCAAAGAUGACGGCAUCGACAUCGACGCUUUGGCGGCCGAGAUCGAAGGAGCCGGGGCCUCCAAGGAGCCAAAAGGGAAGAAAAAGAAGAAAGGAGCCAAAAAGGACGACUUUGAUGAGGACGACAUCCUGAAGGAGCUGGAGGAGUUGUCUCUUGAGACUCAGGGAGGAAAAGCAAAGAAAUCAGACGCCACAGAAGAAGUGGAGAGCUACGAGCCUCCCAAAGAGAAGAAGAAGACGAGGAAGGGGAAGAAGGGCGGUGCCAGCCUGGAGGAUGAGGACGGUGACGAAGGUGAAGGUCAGGGUGAAGGGGAGAAGAAUGGAGAGCAGAAAGAUGCCAAGAAGGCGCCUCCUGCUGCUCCCCCCUCUGACUCUGAUGACGACAGCAGCUCGCGCUCUCGAGUCAAGACCAAAGGAAACAAGAAAGGAGGCAAACAACCGUCAGUGUCUGAUGAAGAGGAGGACAAAGACGAGGAUGAGGGCAUGAAGAAAGGAGGAGGAGGGAAGGAGAACGAGUCAGACGACGACGACGAUGAAGAGUUCACAUCCAGGAGAGACAAAAAGAAGAAGAACAAGGGCAAAGCAGCGAAGGCAGACAGCGAGGAUGAAGAGGAGCAGAACGAAGACGAGCCGGGCUUCAAGAUGAAGACGGCGGCGCAGAAGAAGGCGGAGAAGAAGGAGAGGGAGAGGAAGAAGAAGGAGGAGGAGAGGAUGAAGCAGAAGAAGCAGAAGGAGAAGGAGACCAGCACAGAGGCGAAGAAAGAGCCAGAAAAGAAGACGACAGAGGCCACGCCCCCUCAGAUAGAAACACCUGGAGGAGCGGCAGCUGAAGAACCUGAAGGGGCGGAGCCAGCAGCUGAAGAGGAAGGCGAGAGCGACAAGAAGAAGAAAGACAAAAAGAAGAAGAAAGGAGAGAAGGAGGAAAAGGAGAAGGAGAAGAAGAAGGGACCCAGCAAGGCCACAGUGAAGGCCAUGCAGGAGGCUCUGGCCAAGAUGAAGGAGGAGGAAGAGCGAGCCAAGAGGGAGGAGGAGGAGCGUAUAAAGAGGCUGGAGGAGCUGGAAAAGCAGAGGCAGGAGCAGGAGCGUCUGGAGCAGGAGCGUAAGGAGAAGAAGAAGCAGAAGGAGAAGGAGAGGAAGGAGCGUCUGAAGAAGGAGGGGAAACUGCUGACAAAAGCUCAGAGGGAGGCUCGAGCUCGGGCCGAGGCCACGCUGAAGAUGCUGCAGGCUCAGGGUGUUGAAGUGCCAUCCAAAGACUCGAUGCCAAAGAAGAAGCCGGUUUACGACCGCAGGAAGAAGAAGCCAAACGCUCCAACACCUGAAGAAACCUCCGGGGUUACGUCUCCUGUGUCUGAGACUCCUGAGCCCGUAGCCAUGGAGACGGAGGCUGAGGCUCCCGCUGCAGAGACAGAGGUGAAACCAGACGCUGCUGUGGACGACUGGGAGGCCAUCGCCACUGACGAAGAGAAAGAGCUGAAGAAAGUCCACAUCGAGGUAAAGGAGGAGACCGCCGCUCCUCCUCAGCCAGCGGGCAGCGAAGAGGAAGAGGAGGAGGAAGAAGAGGAGGAGGAUGAAGAGGAUGAGGAGGAGGAUGAUGAGGAGGAAGAGGAGGAGAGCGAAGAGGAGGCAGAGAAGGAGACAACGACGGCGACUCAGACGAAAAGGAGAGCAAAGGAGAGCGAGGACGAGAGCAGUGAGAGUGAUGAUGAUGGCAGGACGAAGGAGGAGCGGCUGUAUGACAGAGCGAAGAGGAGGAUAGAGAAACGCAGAGCAGAGAACCUUAAAAACACGGAUUUUGACACUCUUAGGGCUCCUGUAGUCUGUGUACUCGGUCACGUCGACACGGGAAAAACAAAGAUCCUGGACAAGCUACGACACACUCAUGUUCAGGACGGAGAAGCCGGAGGAAUCACGCAGCAGAUCGGCGCCACCAACGUCCCUCAGGAGACGAUCCUGGAGCAGACCAAGAUGGUUAAAAAUUUCGACAGAGACAACCUGAAGAUCCCCGGCAUGUUAAUCAUCGACACACCUGGACACGAGUCCUUCAGUAAUUUGAGGAACAGAGGAAGCUCUCUGUGCGACAUCGCCAUCCUCGUGGUUGACAUCAUGCACGGCCUGGAGCCCCAGACGCUUGAGUCCAUCAACCUCCUCAAGGAGAAGAAGUGUCCCUUCAUUGUCGCCCUCAACAAGAUUGACCGUCUGUAUGACUGGAAGAAGAGUCCGGACACUGAUGUCGUGGCCACGCUGAAGAAGCAGAAGAAGAACACCAAGGAUGAGUUUGACGAGAGAGCGAAGGCCGUCAUUGUAGAGUUUGCUCAGCAGGGUUUGAAUGCCGCCUUGUUCUACGAGAACAAAGACCCCCGGACGUUUGUAUCGUUGGUCCCAACCUCGGCCCACAGCGGGGACGGGAUGGGAAACCUCAUCGCCCUAUUGGUUGAGCUUACGCAGACCAUGUUAGCACGCCGAAUAGCACACUGUGAUGAGCUGCGAGCUCAAGUUAUGGAGGUGAAAGCUCUGCCCGGGAUGGGAACCACGAUAGACGUCAUCCUGAUCAACGGACGUCUGCGGGAGGGAGAGACCAUCAUCGUCCCGGGAGUGGAGGGACCAAUCGUGACACAGAUCAGAGGGCUGCUGCUGCCGCCGCCUUUGAAGGAACUCAGAGUCAAGAGUCAGUACGAGAAGCACAAGGAGGUGUCGACGUCUCAGGGAGUGAAGAUUCUGGGUAAAGAUCUGGAGAAGGCGCUGGCAGGGCUCCCUCUACUGGUGGCUCAGCGGGAUGACGAGGUCCCUGUCCUGAGGGAUGAGCUGGUACGAGAGCUCAAACAGACGCUAAGCUCCAUCAAACUGGAGGAGAAGGGAGUUUACGUCCAGGCGUCCACGCUGGGAUCGCUGGAGGCCCUGCUGGAGUUCCUCCGCACGUCUAAAGUCCCUUAUGCAGGGAUCAACAUCGGUCCAGUACAUAAGAGGGACGUCAUGAAGGCGUCUGCGAUGCUGGAGCACGACCCUCAGUAUGCCGUGAUUUUAGCGUUUGACGUGAAGGUGGAGAGAGAGAGUCAGGAGAUGGCCGACAGUCUGGGCGUUCGGAUCUUCUCGGCUGAAAUCAUCUACCAUCUGUUCGAUGCGUUCACCAAAUACAGAGAGGACUACAAGAAGGCCAAACAAGACGAGUUCAAACAUAUAGCCGUUUUCCCCGUGAAGAUAAGAGUUCUUCCUCAGUUCAUCUUCAACUCCAGAGAUCCUAUCGUGAUGGGCGUGUCUAUUGAGGCCGGCAUCCUGAAACAGGGAACGCCGCUCUGCGUCCCCAGUAAAGGGUUUGUGGACAUCGGUGUGGUCACCAGCAUCGAGAUCAAUCACAAAGCGGUCGACACCGCCAAGAAAGGCCAGGAGAUCUGCGUCAAGAUCGAGCCCAUUCCCGGAGAGUCGCCCAAAAUGUACGGCCGCCAUUUUGAAGCCACUGAUAUCAUCGUGAGCAAGAUCACGCGGGCAUCCAUCGACGCUCUGAAGAACUGGUUCAGAGACGAGAUGUCCAAACCGGACUGGCAGCUCAUCAUGGAGCUGAAGAAGACCUUCGAGAUCAUCUGAGGGGCCGAAACCCACAAACACGCUCAUGAAUCCACACUUUAAUACACACUUCCUCCUGCUGACGACCACGACAGACACGGGAGGAGGAACCUGUAACGAAAUAAUCAAUUUAAAGAAGUGAAAGUGUUUUUCUGUGAGAAACGAACCGUUUUUUCCACUGUUGUAAACAGUGAUAGUUUAGAACACACAACCAUACACAAAAACACACACAUCUACACACUCAGUAUUCCAACGUGCCUGUUCUUCAGCAUCAACGUUGUUGUUUUCUUCUUCUCUGCUCUGAUUUGUGGCUGCUGCUUCGUGUCCCAGGCUGCUCCCUGUUCCCUCCCAGACUGAUGCUAACAAGCUUUCAGCCCGACCAGGUGCAUUGUGGGAUUGUACUACGCAGCAACAGGGCUGAAGGAGGACUAUUUUGUUUUCUUUUCAUAAAUCACCAAAUCAUUGAGGCAGCGGCGAUGGCGUCAACUUUAGAGACUUUGCCCAGCUGACUCAGCGGUGCAGUUUGUCGGCCAUGUAGGAUGGAUGGCGUGUGGUGGAGGUUUGAGUGAGAGGAGGUGACCUCUGGGAGAUUUUAAACUGUUUUUGCUGCAACUGCUGAUGUAAUAAAAUUCCCAUGAUUCUGAUGAAACCUGAGGCUCCUGGGUGUAAAUGUCUACAGAAUAACUGAAGUAUUGAAUUCCACCACCAGGGGACUCUCAGUCAAAGGAAUAAGACAUGAUGAGGAGGGUAGAUAGGAGUGCCCCCCUCUUAUUCCAACCCAGGAUACAGGACUACCUAGAGCAGGGGUCAUCGAGAACAUUUGCACAAAUGCCAGAUUUAGUCUCGACAGGGCUGGACUU
Messenger RNA from Cheilinus undulatus (humphead wrasse), 4521 nucleotides. RefSeq names its product eukaryotic translation initiation factor 5B (gene eif5b). Gene Ontology annotation, molecular function: translation initiation factor activity; GTP binding; GTPase activity. NCBI's taxonomy places the organism in Eukaryota, Metazoa, Chordata, Actinopteri, Labriformes, Labridae. The record is from RefSeq and is a predicted model, not a curated record. The transcript has 26 exons. The coding region runs from base 68 to 3682 and encodes 1204 amino acids.